Molecule: messenger RNA, 15714 nt
Organism: Haliaeetus leucocephalus (bald eagle)
Lineage: Eukaryota; Metazoa; Chordata; Aves; Accipitriformes; Accipitridae
Gene: PCLO
Product: piccolo presynaptic cytomatrix protein
Biological process (GO): presynaptic active zone assembly; protein localization to synapse
Cellular component (GO): axon; GABA-ergic synapse; cytoskeleton of presynaptic active zone
Molecular function (GO): metal ion binding; protein binding; structural constituent of presynaptic active zone
Source: RefSeq, a predicted model, not a curated record
AUGGGCAACGAGGCGAGCCUGGAAGGAGGCGAAGGGCUGGGCGCCUUCCCCGAAGGGGCGGCGGCGGCGGCAGGCGGGGAUGGCGGCGGCUCCGCAGCCCCCUUGGAGCGCCUGGUCCCGGCCGGGGUGGAGGCGGACCUGAGCCAGCUGAGCGAGGAGGAGAGGAGGCAGAUCGCCGCUGUCAUGUCAAGGGCGCAGGGGCUGCCCAGAGGGAACCUCGCCGGCGCGGAGCCGCCUCCCAUGCAAAGACAUCCUGAGCUUGAUACAAGCCACCAUCUCAGGCAACCAGGUAAGCCUCCAGAUCCAGGACCACCAAGUUUAAGUAAAAGCAGAACGGUAGAUGUGCUGAAGACAGAACAACGGGCACCUGGACGGAGCCCUUCUUCUAUUAGUCUAAGGGAAUCAAAGUCCAGGACUGAUUUUAAAGAAGAUCAGAAGCCAAGUAUGAUGCCCAGUUUUCUCUCAGAAGCCAAUCCAUUGAGUGCAGUCACUUCAGUUGUGAACAAAUUCAGUCCUUUUGAUUUGAUAUCAGAUUCAGAUGCAGCCAAUGAAGAAGCCGGUAGGAAACAAAAAGUUACCCCAAAAGAGCAAGGGAAACCUGAGGAGCAGAGGGGCCUUGCAAAACAUCCAGCUCAGCAGUCUCCAAAGCCAGCUGUUCAACAACAAGGACCCAUCAGACCUACCCCCCAGCAAACUGAGUCUUCCAAACCAGUGCCUCAGCAGCAGCCUGGGGAACCAAAGCAAGUUCAGAAACCAGGCCCUGGUCACCCAGCAGACUCUAAGCUAGAACAAGCGAAACAACCGUCCCAGCCACGAGGACCGCAAAAAUCUCAGCCCCAACAGUCGGAACCAACAAAGCCUGUUCAACAGCAAACUUCUGCAAAACCUUCGUCGGGCCCAACAAAACCAUCGCCACAGCAAACAGACAAUGCUAGAACGUCAUCCCAAGCACCACCUCCCACAAAAACGGCAUCGCAGCAGCCAGGACCUGUAAAACAACCAUCUCAACAGCCGGCACGGCAAGGAGGUCCUGUAAAGCCAUCUUCCCAGCAAGCAGGGCCUCCAAAACAGCCUUCUCAGCAACCUGGACCUGAAAAGCCAUCUGCUCAGCAAACAGGAUCUGCAAAACCUCCAUCACAGCCCGGAUCUGGGAAGCCACUUCCGCAGCAAACAGGGCUUGUAAAACAAGUGCCACCACAGGCAGGGCCUACAAAACCAUCUUCUCAGACUGCAGGGGCCACAAAGCCCCCGCCACAACAACCAGGACUUACAAAACCACCAGGCCAGCAACCGGGGCCUGAAAAACCCUCGCAGCAAAAGCAAGCCAGUGCAACCCAACCCACUGAGUCCGCCCCAAAGAAAACCUUCUGUCCUCUUUGCACAACCACUGAACUGCUGCUGCAUGCUCCAGGAAAGGCCAAUUACAACACGUGCACACAGUGUCAUACUGUAGUCUGCAGCCUGUGUGGAUUCAAUCCUAAUCCUCAUAUAACAGAGAUUAAGGAAUGGCUCUGUUUAAACUGCCAGAUGCAAAGAGCGUUAGGUGGUGACCUAGCACCAGGUCAUGGUCCUGGGCCACAGCUGCCUCCACCCAAACAGAAGACAUCCAUUCCACCUUCAACAGCUAAACCAUCUCCCCAGCCACCGCCAGUUCAAAAGAAAGAUGCUUCUCCAAAACUUGAUCCUUCGCAGCUAGCAGAAUCAAAAAAACCCCUGCCACAGAAAAAGCAACCAUCCUUGCCUGGGUCUCCCCCUGUAAAAUUGAAAGAACCACGCGCUGAGCCUACUGAGAUCUCCCAGCGAAUAGAUCUUACUCCAAAGUCUGAUCAGGCCAAGCCAACACAGGCUGAAGAUAAGCAAACCCAACCCAGUAUACAGAAGCCUACGACGGACACUGUGCCUACGUCUGCAGCACCAGGGCUGAAACAGGAUUCAGCAGGUCCCAGACCUCCACCAACUCAACAGAAAGUGGCAGACUCCCCAAAGCCAGAGCUUGCCAAGCCGUCACAGGACACACAUCCAGCUGGGGAUAAACCAGAUUCCAAACCCCUUCCGCAAGUGUCUCGACAGAAGUCAGAUCCCAAGCUUGUGUCUCAACCUGGUGCUAGACCAGAUGCUAAAACUCAAAAGCCUGUUGAGCCAACACAAACAAAAGAUGAUCCUAAGAAGUUACAAACAAAACCGUCCCCAAAGCCUGAUAGCAAACCAGCUCCCAAGGGCCCACAGGCAGGGGUAGGUCCCAAGCCAGCACCAGCACAGCUGGCACCUCAACCCCAGCCACCUCAGAAAACUCCUGAGCAAUCAAGGCGUUUCAGCCUUAAUCUGGGAGGCAUCACUGAUGCCCCUAAACCUCAGCCCACGACCCCGCAAGAAACAGUUACUGGGAAACUCUUCGGAUUUGGAGCUUCAAUCUUCAGCCAGGCCUCGAAUUUAAUCUCCACAGCGGGUCAGCCAGGGUCUCAGACAUCAGCCCCACCUGCACCCGGUCCUGCAGCGAAGCAGCCCCAGCCUCCAUCACAGCCACCGGCCUCUCAGGCAGUCCCCAAAGAGGCUGGUCAGGCUCAGCCUCAUCCAAAAGCUGUUCCUGUAAAGAAAGAAGCCAAGCCUCUUGCGACUGAAAAACCAGAGCCAUCAAAAGCGGAUAGUGUUUUAACGACUAAAGGAUCUGAUUUAGAAAAGAAACCUGGUUUGGCUAACGAUGGCAAGCCUCAGGCUGCUGAAGCUAAGAAACCUGCUGGGCUGUCGGAACCGGAGCAAGCCAGCCAGCCUAAAGUGUCUUGUCCCCUUUGUAAAACUGGACUAAAUAUUGGUUCUAAGGAUCCCCCCAACUUUAAUACGUGUACAGAGUGCAAGAAAGUUGUGUGCAAUCUCUGUGGAUUUAACCCAAUGCCGCACAUAGCUGAGGUACAGGAAUGGCUGUGCUUAAACUGCCAGACCCAAAGGGCAAUGUCAGGACAACUUGGGGAUAUGGGCAAGGUGCCACUUCCGAAAGCAGGCCCUUCACAACCAGUAUCCAAACCACCUGCUGCUCCUCAAAAACAGCCGAUGCCUGCUGUCUCACAUUCCCCUCAGAAGACUUCCACACCGCCUACUCCAGCAGCAGCAAAACCGAAAGAAGAACCAGGCGUUCAGAAGGAAGUUCCAAAACUUCAGCAGGGGAGACUGGAAAAAACAUUGUCAGCUGAUAAAAUCCAACAAGGAAUUCAAAAAGAAGAUGCAAAACUUAAGCAGGGGAAACUUGUCAAGACACCCUCAGCUGAUAAAAUCCAACGUGUUUCUCAGAAGGAAGACCCAAGACUCCAGCAAACAAAACUGACAAAGGCAGCCUCAUCUGAUAAGAUUUUACAUGGAGUUCAGAAGGAGGAUGCAAAAUUUCAAGAGGCAAAACUGGCAAAAACAUCCUCAGCUGAUAAAAUUUUGCAUGGAGUCCAGAAGGAAGACAUAAAACUUCAAGAGGCAAAACUGGCAAAGAUACCCUCAGCUGACAAAAUUUUACAUGGAAUUCAGAAAGAAGACCCAAAACUCCAACAGAUGAAAAUGGCAAAAGCACUAUCAGCUGACAAAAUCCAACCUGCAGCUCAGAAGGAAGAUGCACAACGUCAGGAGGUCCAGUUGUCAAAGGCAGUUUCAGGUGAUAAAAUCCAACAUGGAAUUCAGAAAGAAGAUCCAAAACUUCAGCAUGAGAAAAUCAUGAAAACUUCAUCAGUGGAGAAAAUCCAACAGGAAGCUCAAAAAGAAGAACCAAAACUUCAGCAAGGGAAACUGUCAAAGACACUUUCAGCAGAUAAAAUUCCUGCAACAAUAAGUUCAGACCAAAAGAAACCCCUAAGCACAUUGGAAGAAGAUAAAAAACCUGUGCUCCCAGAAAAGAGCACUUCACAUCCAGAGGACAAAAAAGAACAAAUUACAGCUGAGUCUAAAGAUCGUGUUGCUGAACAGAAAGCAGAAGCUGAAGCACCUUAUAAGGAACCGCAAGCUAAGAAGGAAGAGGAUGUUAAGAAAGAGGGUUUGAUAACUGGGAUUUCACAAACGGUUUUGAAAGCUGAAAAAGCUCAGGAAGAAGAAAUUCCUGUUCAAAAAGCACCUUUGCCAGGAACUGACCAUGUGGAAGCAGUGAAAGAAAAAAUAGAAAAGGAGGAUGACAAAUCAGACACAUCAAGCUCUCAGCAACAGAAAAGUCCACAAGGUCUGAGCGACACCGGGUAUUCUUCUGAUGGGAUAUCAAGUUCACUUGGUGAAAUUCCAAGUCAUAUCCCCAGUGAUGAAAAGGAUUUACUCAGAGAAUCUAAUAAAAAAGACACUAUUUCACAAGAAAGUCCACCAAGCCCCUCGGAUCUAGCUAAAUUGGAAAGUACUGUACUGUCUAUUUUGGAAGCUCAGGCAAGUACGCUUUCUGAUGAAAAAGCUGCAAAAAGUAAAGAGCUUUAUGAAACGUACAGUGAACAGACAAAGGAUCAUCAUAAAACAAAGCCUUUGCCAGUCACUCCAGAAUCUUACAGUUCAGAUGAGGAAGACCUGGAAGCUAUUCAAGAAGGUGAAAGAACCAUUGUAGAAGAUGGCAAAGGAAGUGCUUCCUCCCAGGCAGACUACAAGGAAGAAGAUGAAGGAGAUGAGAUAUUGGCAAGAAGACAACGCUAUGAUUCUGUGGAAGACAGCAGUGAGAGUGAAAACUCACCUGUCCCGAGGAGAAAAAGAAGAGCUAGUGUUGGUUCUUCAAGCAGUGAUGAGUACAAACGGGAUGACAGUCAGGGAUCAGGUGAUGAGGAAGACUUCAUUAGAAAACAGAUUAUAGAGAUGAGUGCUGAUGAAGACGCCUCAGGUUCUGAAGACGAUGAAUUCAUUAGAAGUCAACUCAAAGAAAUCAGUGUAACUGAAAGCCAAAAGAAAGAAGAAGUGAAAAGCAAAGCCAGAGGAACAGCUGGAAAACAUAGAAGAAUGGCACGGAAAAGUAGUGCAAGCUAUGAUGAGGAUGCAGGAAGAAGACAUUCAUGGCACGAUGACGAUGAUGAGACUUUUGAUGAAAGCCCAGAGCCAAAAUACAGGGAAACUAAAAGUCAAGACAGUGAAGAACUUGCAGUAACUGGAGGAGGAGGUCUUCGGCGUUUCAAAACAAUAGAAUUAAAUAGUACAAUAACAAACAAAUAUUCUGAAGCAUCUGAACAACAGAAAGGUAUUUUAUAUUUUGAUGAAGAGCCUGAGCUAGAGAUGGAGAGUCUUACAGAUUCACCAGAAGAUAGAUCUAGAGGAGAAGGGUCUUCUAGUUUACAUGCUUCUAGUUUCACACCAGGUACAUCUCCUACUUCAGUGUCAUCACUUGAUGAAGAUAGUGACAGCAGUCCUAGUCACAAAAAACUGGGAGGGGAGAGCAAACAACAGCGCAAAGCCAGGCAUCGGUCACAUGGUCCUCUUCUCCCAACUAUUGAAGAUUCUUCAGAAGAAGAAGAACUACGGGAAGAGGAAGAACUGCUAAAGGAGCAAGAGAAACAGCGUGAAUUAGAACAGCAACAAAGAAAAAGUUCUAGCAAAAAAUCUAAAAAGGACAAGGAUGAACUAAGAGCUCAGAGAAGAAGGGAACGUCCAAAGACUCCACCAAGUAAUCUUUCUCCCAUUGAAGAUGCAUCUCCAACAGAAGAAUUACGACAGGCAGCAGAAAUGGAAGAGCUGCACAGAUCUUCCUGUUCUGAAUAUUCACCUAGUAUUGAGUCAGAUCCUGAAGGAUUUGAAAUCAGCCCAGAAAAAAUAAUAGAAGUACAAAAAGUUUACAAAUUGCCUACUGCUGUCUCUCUAUACUCACCAACAGAUGAACAACCAAUUGGACUCCCAAAAGAAGAAAGUGGUCAAAAGACAUUGAAAAGUGCCGAAGAGGUAUAUGAAGAGAUGAUGCAUAAGACCCAUAAAUCUAAGUCAUUUCAAAUUGCAAAUGAAAAAGAUGAAGUAUUUGAAAAAGAAUCUUUAUAUGGUGGAAUGUUAAUAGAGGAUUAUAUUUAUGAAUCUUUAGUAGAGGAUACUUACAAUGGAACUAUUGAUACUAAUCUUGUAAUGAGACAAGAUGAGAGCAAUGAAUAUAUACAACAGAGAGGAAAAGAGAAAAAAGUAAGAGCUUCAGAACAGAUCUAUGAAGAACCACAGAAAAUUACUGAUCUACAGAAAGACUACUAUAGCAUUGAGACUUUACAUUCUAUUGUGCCUCAAGAAGAUAUUGUUUCUAGUUCUUACAUUAUCCCAGAAAGUCAUGAAAUAGUUGUAUUAGACAGCGCAGUAACUUCCAUCACUGAGGAAAAGCAGUUGUUAGAUGCAGAAGCUGCUUAUGAAGAGCUUAUGAGAAGACAAAGAACGCAGCUAACCCCUGGGUCCAGUCCGACACAACCAACUUCAGGUUUUGUUCCCACAUCCGAUACAAAGGUAUCUAGUGUUGGAGAAAUAGUGGAUAGUACAUCUUUAACAUCAAGCACUACUUCAGCAAUCUCAGAUGUAUCACCUGUCAGCAGCACAGCACUUUCUAUUCCAGAUGUUAAAAUAACACAGCAUUUUACAGCAGAGGAAAUUGAAGAUGAAUACUUAACAGACUAUGCCAGAGAAAUUCAAGAAAUAAUUUCUCAUGAAACAUCAAUGUUGACAUACUCUGAGACAUCAGAAGGUGCUGCAUCAGUUUUACCUUCUGAUACAGCUUCCUUAACAUCAUCUACAUCUUCAGUUUGUACCACAGACAGUUCAUCACCUAUAGACAGUGCAACCACAGGUUAUGUAGAUACAGCAGAUGCUGUAAGUAAACUGGUAGAUUCUGAAGGUGUCAGGAUAAUAACCCAAGUUCCCUUAACACCUACAAAAGAGUAUUCUGAAGUGAGCAUGCCUUAUGAAUCUAUUGCCGGAGCCACUAAAAAGCCAUCUAUAGCAUCAGAUAUGGAAAGUGUGGAUCAAGCUGCAGUUUGUUUGCUUGAAACUGCACCUUCAGUAAUGGCAACUACAGUUAUAAAACCCAAGCAAUAUGCAACUGAUGCCAUUACCUUUGAUACCUCCAAAGCAGAAAAGGAAGCAGCUGGAAAAAUGAAAAGUACAGGAGAGGCUGGCAUUGUCAAAAUUCAUCAUGAAGAUUCACACAAAGAAUUGGGUGUUGAUAUAACAAGAAUUAAUUUCACUAGUGCUACAUCUGAGCAACCAGCUGUAUGUAUAGCAUCAGUACCAGUUACAGAGCCUGCAUCAGAAACAUCUUCUGUACCUACUCCCAGUGUUGUAAGUAAGGCCAGCAUGGUCUUUGUGCCUUCCUCAGCUCCUGCUGUAACAUCCAAAGUAUUCUCACUUUUUAGAAGCUCUUCUUUGGAUUCUCCUGCACAACCUCCCGUCCCGCCUCCUCCUCCUCCACCACCUCCUCCACCACCAUUACCUCCACCUACUUUACCCAAGCCAGCUAUUUAUCCCAGAAAGAAGUCACAGAUUAAGACUCCAGCAGCAACAGUUCCCACAGUGGUACCUUCAGUCACAAGUGUUCCAACACUAGAGUCCACAGCUGUAUUAAAGAAUCAUGUGGUACCUAUCACAAAAACAUACACCCCAACACCACCUCCUGUACCACCCAAACCAUCCUCCAUUCCAGCAGGGCUGGUUUUCAGUCACAGGCCUGCUGAAGUAACUAAACCUCCAAUUGCUCCUAAACCAGCAGUUCCUCCACUCCCAAUAGCUGUUCAUAAGCCAGCAGAAACACAGCCCAAACCAAUAGGUUUGUCAUUGACUUCAAGUAUGACUCUGAAUUUGGUCUCUGCAGCUGAAUACAAAAUAGCAUCUCCCACUUCCCCUUUGUCUCCACACUCUAACAAAUCUUCACCAAGGUUGACAAAACCCUCACAGGAAACCUAUGUUGUCAUCACAUUGCCAUCUGAGCCUGGAACUCCCACAGAAGCUAUAACUAGUCAGGCUGUUACCAGCUGGCCUUUAGAAGCACCUUCUAAAGAACCGAUUCCCCAGCCUAUGCAACCAAUUUUUACUCCAUCCAUGAAAACUAUGGAAAUUCAAAGUAUGGCAGAUCAGAGUAUGUAUAUUUCAGGUGCUUUGCAAGCUAUUCCUGUCACAACACAAUCAACUUUUGACAAAAUACCUAGUUCAAAAUCAGGUGUAGUAACAACAGAGGUAACCAAGACAACAGUGUCUGUGGUUAAGGGCCCAGUGCCUGGUUAUGGUUUAGGAAGUCUUGCUAUUACUAUGCCUCCAGAGCCACUCCAUAUAGUAGAUCAACCCAGGUAUAGAGAGAAUGGAAGAUUCCAUCCUUUGGGUGAUGUCAUAGAUCUUCGCACUUUAACUAAGAUGGAUAUUGAAAUGAGAGACAGCUGUAUGGAUCUGUCUGCUGUUUCCAUGGAUGUGAGAAGGCAAAUGCCAGCAAGUGAUACAUGUGGGCGGCCAGUAAGUACUGUCCAACCAGCUAUAAUAAAUCUUAGCACUGCAUGUGUUGCCGAUCCUUCCCUGUCUGUAGUCACUGAGACAGUAACUGUAAUGACCUGCACCGCCACUGUAAGCUACACUGCCAGUACAGCCAGCCUUGUGGAUCUGGGACAUGCGAUGACAACGCCGCUUCAGCUAACAACAUCAAAACAUUUUGAGCCUGCAUACAGAGUAACAGGCAGCCAAGCAUUCUCUGCAGGUAGAGAUGAAGUGCCAAUAAAUUUAUCCCUAGGUACUUCAACACAUGCAGUGACAUGGGCUACUACGAAGCCUGUUACUGUACCACCUGUUGGUGUUACAAACGGUUGGACUGAUCUCUCCACUUCUCAAGAGCCAAUGGAGAGUGGAGCAGUUGACCUUAGCACUACAAAAUCCCACAGAACAGUAGUAACAAUGGAUGAAACUACUUCAGGUGUUGUAACAACAGUAAUAGAAGAUGAUGAAAAGCCUGUGGAUCUGACUGCAGGGAGAAGAGCUGUCUGCUGUGAUAUGGUUUAUAAAUUGCCAUUUGGUAGGAGCUGUACAGCACAGCAGCCACCAACUACACUUCCAGAAGACCGCUUUGGUUACAGAGAUGACCAUUAUCAGUAUGAUCGUUCAGGGUCAUAUGGCUACCGAGGAAUGGGAGGUAUGAAACCAUCUAUGUCUGACACAAAUUUAUCGGAAGCUGGACUGUUUGCAUACAAAAGCAAGAAUAGCUUUGAUUAUCGAGUUGGGGCAACUGAUGCAGCAGUAGAUCUUACUUCUGGAAGAGUUACUACAGGUGAGGUUAUGGAUUACUCAAGCAAGACUACUGGUCCUUAUCCAGAGACUCGGCAGGUGAUUUCUGGCAUCGGGCUCAGUACACCACAGUAUUCCCAAGCAAGAAUGGUAUCAUCUCUGGCUUCCCAGUUUGGUGUUGGAAGUGUUUUAAGAUCAUCCAAUGGUGUUGUUUAUUCUUCAGUAGCGACUCCAAUCCCAUCCACAUUUGCCAUCACUACACAACCCGGUUCUAUUUUCAGUACGACUGUCAGAGAUUUACCUACUCUCCAAACAAUUGACUCAGUGCCCUCUUUAUCAACUUUGCAACAGAAUCAGCCACUCCCAAGAUCAUACAGUUUCUUGACUACAGUGGCAGCUGAAAAAGAUAGUGCAAUUACUGCCAUUGAUAUGGAGACAGGGUUACCACCUCUUACUAUAGAAACUAUUACCACUGAGCCAACCAACUUGAUACCUGCUUUAACUACAGCAUCUGAAGUUUAUACAGACGUAAUUGAAGAUGAGGUUGCCCUUCUCAUUGCCCCUGAAGAAGGCAAACAGCAGCAGCUUGAUUUGGAGCGUGAACUUCUUGAGCUUGAGAAAAUUAAGCAGCAGCGCUUUGCAGAAGAGCUGGAAUGGGAACGUCAGGAAAUUCAAAGAUUUAGGGAACAAGAAAAGUUUAUGGUGCAAAAAAAGCUUGAGGAGUUGCAAUCCAUGAAACAUCAUCUCUUAUUUCAGCAAGAGGAAGAACGACAAGCUCAGUUUAUGAUGAGGCAAGAGACAUUAGCCCAGCAGCAAUUGCAGCUUGAACAAUUCCAACAACUUCAACAACAGCUCCACCAACAGUUAGAGGAGCAAAAAAUUCGUCAAAUAUAUCAGUAUGGUUAUGACCCUUCAGGAACUGGCUCACCACAAACUACCACAGAUCAAACACUUUUGGAAGGACAGUAUGCAACCUCAGAAAAUGGGCAGUUUUGGCCUACUGAUGACGCAACCACUACGGCUUCAGGAGUGCUGGGUAUUGAAAUUCCACAAAGCCAAACAUGGUAUACAGUUCAGUCUGAUGGCAUUACCCAAUACAUACCUAGGUCUGGUAUCCUAAGCUCUGUUUCAGAAAUGUCUCUUAAGGAUAUUGAUGUUAGAGAGGAGAAGCAAUUGAAAAAGAGAAGUUCUAUGCCAAAAUUACGUGGUCCGUAUGAGGAGCUUGAGGAGACCCUGGAAGAAGAGCCCCGGUGCUUCAAAAAGAUAGUGGACAGUGGAGUGCAAACUGAUGAUGAAGACGGAGCAGACAGAGGUUACACAAACAGGAGACGGAGAACUAAGAAGAGUGUUGAUACGAGUGUUCAGACAGAUGAUGAAGAUCAAGAUGAAUGGGAUCUUUCUAGCAGAUCCAGAAGGAAGCCUCGUGUAGGGAAAUACAGUGAGAGUACCACUGAGGCAGACAAAGCUAAACAAUUCUCCAAGGUAUCUAGUAUUGCAGUUCAGACAGUGGCAGAGAUUUCAGUACAAACAGAACCUGUAGGAACAAUAAGAACACCUUCAAUCAGGGCCCGAUUGGAUGCUAAGGUUGAAAUCAUAAAGCACAUUUCAGCUCCAGAAAAGACAUAUAAAGGAGAAAGUUUGGGAUGUCAAACAGAGACAGAGUCAGAUACUCAAAGUCCCCAAUAUCUGUCAGCUUCAUCUCCUCAGAAAGAUAAAAAACGCCCAACACCAUUAGAGAUAGGAUACUCAUCCCACCUUCGUCCAGACUCCACAUUGCAGGUAGUCCCUUCCCCUCCCAAAUCUCCCAAAGUUCUCUAUUCACCCAUUUCACCUGUUUCACCAAGCAAAGUUAUAGAGUCAGCAUUUGUGCCCUAUGAAAAACCCAUCACUGAUGACAUCAGCCCUCAGAAGAUGCUGCAUGCUGACAUUGCCACGGUUCCUCCAUCAAGCCCAAAGGCAGCAAAGAUGAUGCAACGCUCUAUGUCUGAUCCUAAGCCCCUGAGUCCCACAGCAGAAGACAGUUCCAGAGCUCAGUUUCAGUACACUGAGGGUUUCAUGACAAAAGGUUCUUCAAGCAUAACUCCAUCAGGCACUCAAAAGAAGGUGAAGAGGACUCUGCCCAACCCACCACCAGAGGAAGCAACAGCAGGGACUCAGUCGCCAUAUACUUCUGUGGGAUCAGUUUCACGCAGAAGGAUUUGUAGGACCAACACUAUGGCCAGAGCCAAAAUUCUUCAGGAUAUAGACAGGGAAUUGGAUCUGGUCGAACGUGAAUCAGCCAAGCUUAGGAAGAAGCAAGCAGAGCUAGAUGAGGAGGAAAAAGAAAUUGAUGCCAAACUGAGAUACUUGGAAAUGGGCAUUAAUAGGAGGAAAGAAGCCUUACUAAAAGAAAGAGAAAAGAGAGAGCGUGCCUAUCUCCAAGGAGUAGCAGAAGAACGUGAUUAUAUGUCAGACAGUGAAGUUAAUAAUACCAGGUCAACCAGAAUAGAAACUCAGCAUGGCUUGGAAAGACCACGUACUGCACCCCAGACAGAAUUUAACCAGUUUAUGCCACCACAAACCCAGACAGAAACACAGUUUGCCCCUGCUACAAGCCCAUAUGCUCAAUAUCAGUAUUCAUCUCCUGCCCUGCCAACUCAAGCACCAACUCAGUUCACACAGCAAUCACAUUACCAACAACAGCAGCCUUUGUAUCACCAGCAAGUUUCACCCUAUCAGACCCAGACAGCUUUCCAAACAGGAGCUACUAUGUCCUUUACUCCACAGGCUCAACCUCCACCAUCUCAACAGCCAUCAUAUCAACUCCCAUCACAGAUGAUGGUGAUACAGCCAAAGCCAAGACAAACCACAUUAUAUUUGGAGCCUAAGAUAACAACAAACUAUGAUGUAAUUCGCAAUCAGCCUCUCAUGAUAGCACCAGUUUCAACUGACAAUAAUUACGCAGUUUCCCAGCUGGGCAGUAAAUACUCUACCUUGGACUUAAGGAUAGGACUAGAUGAGAGAAACAGCAUAGCAAGCAGCCCUAUAUCAAGCAUAUCUGCAGAUUCAUUCUAUGCAGAUAUAGACCACCACCACACACCCCGAAAUUAUGUGCUGAUCGAUGAUAUAGGAGAACUUACUAAAGGAACAGGAGCACUUGGUUCCAGUUUUAGCCUCCAUGAGAAAGAUCUGACCAAAACAGAUAGACUGCUUCGCACAACUGAGGCCAGGAGAGCACAAGAAGUGUCAGACUUCCUAGCACCACUGCAGACUUCUUCUAGGUUACAUUCCUAUGUUAAAGCUGAUGAAGACCCAAUGGAGGACCCUUAUGAGCUCAAACUUCUGAAACACCAGAUAAAACAAGAGUUCCGUAGAGGUGCAGAAAGUCUUGAUCAUCUGGCUGGCCUGUCACAGUAUUACCACCAGGAGGGCAGCUACAGGCAUUUUCCAAAAUCUGAGAAAUAUAGCAUAGGUAGGCUUACUCUUGAGAAACAGGCUGCUAAGCAGCUCCCAGCAGCCCUCCUUUACCAGAAGCAGUCAAAACACAAGAAAGCUUUGAUAGACCCCAAGCUAACAAAGUUUUCACCUAUCCAAGAAAGCAGAGACCUUGAGCCUGACUAUUCAAGCUAUAUGACUUCUAGCACUUCAACACUUGGGGGAAUUACAACUAGGGCAAGGCUUCUUCAGGAUGAUAUCACUUUUGGCCUUAGAAAAAACAUCACUGACCAACAGAAGUACAUGGGGCCACCACUGACUUCAUCCAUUGGAGCAGGCCUUGGGACUGCACUAGGUCCAACAAUGAGAUCCACAUUACAAGAUGAAGCAGACAAGUCUUAUAGCAGUGGUAGUAGAUCUAGACCCUCAUCUAGACCCUCCUCAGUUUAUGGGCUUGAUUUGUCAUUGAAAAGGGAUUCUUCCAGUUCUUCUUUAAGACUGAAAGCCCAAGAAGCUGAACCCUUAGAUGUUUCCUUUAGCCAUGCAGCACCUUCUGGAAGAACUAAACCCACCAGUCUACCUAUUAGCCAAAGCAGGGGAAGGAUCCCAAUAGUAGCGCAGAACUCAGAGGAAGAGAGCCCACUAAGUCCCGUUGGCCAGCCAAUGGGAAUGGCAAGAGCGGCAGCUGGACCCUUGCCACCAAUAUCCGCAGAUACCAGGGACCAGUUCGGAUCAAGCCAUUCAUUACCUGAGGUCCAGCAACAUAUGAGGGAGGAGUCACGGACUCGAGGCUAUGAUCGAGAUAUAGCCUUCAUCAUGGAUGACUUCCAGCAUGCCAUGUCAGACAGUGAAGCCUAUCAUCUCCGUCGGGAAGAAACAGAUUGGUUUGACAAGCCCAGGGAGUCUCGUUUGGAGAAUGGACAUGCCCUCGACAGAAGGCUGCCAGAGAAGUUGUCCCACUCUCGACCACCAAGUCAACACCAAGAUCAAAUAAAUGGGAAGCCCCUGCAGUACAUUUUCCCUCAUGCAAGGCUCAAACUACUGAGAGACCCAAAGGAUCACACAGUUUCAGGCAAUGGACUGGGAAUCCGAGUUGUAGGUGGGAAAGAAAUUCCAGGAAGCAGUGGGGAAAUUGGAGCUUACAUUGCCAAGAUCUUGCCUGGGGGCAAUGCAGAGCAGACGGGGAAGCUGAUAGAAGGAAUGCAGGUGCUGGAAUGGAAUGGCAUCCCCUUGACUGGGAAAACUUAUGAAGAAGUCCAGAGCAUUAUUAUUCAACAGAGUGGGGAAGCAGAAAUAUGUGUAAGACUGGACCUGAACAUGCUCUCAGACUCUGAGAAUCCCCAGCACCUGGAGUUGCAUGAGCCAGUGAAGGCAGAUAAAGCCAAGUCCCCAGGGGUUGAUCCCAAGCAGCUUGCUGCAGAGCUCCAAAAGGUUUCUCUACAGCAGUCACCUCUAGUUGCUUCCUCGGGAGUGGAAAAGGGAUCUCAUGUUCACUCUGGAACCACUUCUGCCACCUCCAGCGCUGUUCCCAGCCCUGGUCAGCCUGGUUCUCCCUCUGUGAGUAAAAAGCGGCACAGCAGCAAGCCCACGGAAACUAUGAAGUCUGCUUCCCAUCCAAUCACUGGAGAAAUUCAGCUUCAAAUCAACUAUGACAAACACCUUGGCAACCUUAUCAUCCACAUCCUUCAGGCAAGAAACCUCGCUCCCAGAGACAACAAUGGCUAUUCGGAUCCCUUUGUUAAAGUUUAUCUUCUUCCAGGGAGAGGUCAAGUCAUGGUUGUCCAAAAUGCAAGUGCCGAGUACAAGAGGAGAACUAAGUACAUACAGAAAAGCUUGAAUCCUGAGUGGAAUCAGACAGUAAUUUAUAAAAAUAUCUCCAUGGAGCAGCUGAAAAAGAAAACACUGGAAGUGACUGUCUGGGAUUAUGAUAGAUUCUCCUCGAAUGACUUCCUUGGUGAAGUAUUGAUCGAGUUAUCCAGCGUGUCUCAGCUUGACAACACUCCUCGGUGGUACCCUCUGAAAGAACAGAGUGAAAACAUUGAUCACGGGAAAUCUCAUUCUGGACAGAGUAGCCAGCAGUCUCCAAAACCAUCUGUCAUCAAGAGCAGAAGUCAUGGAAUCUUCCCGGACCCCUCCAAGGAGAUGCAGGUGCCCACCAUUGAGAAAUCCCACAGCAGUCCAGGGAGCUCCAAAUCUUCCUCUGAAGGACAUCUACGCUCUCACGGUCCAUCUCGCAGCCAAAGCAAAACCAGCGUCACUCAAACUCACCUUGAAGACGCUGGGGCAGCCAUCGCCGCUGCUGAAGCAGCUGUCCAACAGCUUCGCCUUCAACCAACAGCACAUAAAAGCGGUCAGUCUAAUCAUGCCAGGAAGCAGCACAGACACAGCAUAGCAGGAGUCCUCCCUAUUCAGAGAACUCAGUCUGACAAUCUGCCUCCACCAGCCAAUGACAACAAAGACCAAAGCCAACUAGCCCUCAGGAAAGUGAUGUCUGAUGGACCAGUCAAGCCUGAAGGAGCAAGGUCUACUAAUCACCGACCUGCAGAAAGUUCUGUCUCCACUGGCUCGUCAGCCAGUAGCUUUGGCAGUGGAUACAGCAUGGAUAGCGAAGGCAGCAGCAGUGCCACAGGAGAGAAUAAUCUAUUUCCCAUCCCAAGAAUAGGGAAGAUGAGCCAGAACGGACAAGAACCUGUAAAGCAGUCGGGAGUAGGAUUAACCGAUGCAGAAGGUAAAACACAGGUUAUGGGUGAAAUCAAGAUUGCAUUAAAGAAGGAAAUGAAGACAGAUGGAGAACAGCUGAUAGUAGAAAUCCUUCAGUGCAGAAAUAUCACAUACAAAUUUAAAUCUCCAGAUCAUCUACCAGACCUGUAUGUGAAGCUGUACGUUGUCAAUAUCUCUACCCAAAAGAGAGUAAUUAAGAAGAAAACCAGGGUAUGCAGGCAUGACCGAGAGCCUUCAUUCAAUGAAACAUUUAGAUUUAGCUUGAGUCCUGCUGGGCAUUCUCUUCAGAUUCUGCUUGUCUCCAAUGGAGGGAAGUUUAUGAAAAAGACACUGAUUGGAGAAGCUUAUAUCUGGCUUGACAAAGUGGAUCUAAGGAAAAGAAUAGUAAACUGGCACAAACUGUUGGUCAGCUCCACACAAACACACUGA